AUGGAGCAGCUCCUACUAAACGUGUGUUUUCUCCCUGCCUGCAGCAAUAUUCCAAACCGUUCCACCUUUUCAUGCCCGUUCUGUGGAGCCCGCAAUCUGGACCAACAGGAGCUGGUCAAACACUGUAUGGAAAACCACCGCAACGAUCCCAACAAAGUGGUGUGUCCUGUAUGUUCAGCCAUGCCCUGGGGGGACCCCAGCUACAAGAGCUCCAACUUCCUCCAGCACCUCCUCCACCGGCACAAGUUCUCCUACGACACGUUUGUGGACUACAGUAUCGAUGAAGAGGCGGCACUACAAGCAGCCCUGGCUCUGUCCAUGGCAGAGAACUGAGUCCCCUUGGUCCUCUGAGUCCCCCACUCUGCUGUCUGGGGAUGCACUUCCAUCCUGACACCCCGCUAGCUCUCUUUCUUUGUCUGGAUCCACCCCAUAUCCCGCCCCCUCCACAGCCACCUCACAGGGAGAGUUUGGAAGGACCUUGUCCCUGGCCUAGACUCCCACUCUGGGAGAGCUCCAGAGGGAUUAUGUCCUAACCCUGUCCCCGAUCCUCUACCUGGCCCUUCAUCCACUCUGUUCACCUGCUUAACUCGUCAAGGCUCAUUACCAUUACAUCAUAUCCUCUCAGCCAGCAGCAGCCCCUUCACUUCCUGUAUACUGGGGAGGAGGGGAGCUUGGCCUCCAAUACAUUUUGCAAUUCAAAACCACUGCAAUGCAAAACAAUGAGUACAGCAUGGACAUUUGAAGUGAAGUGUUUACUAGAUAGUUGACUAGUUGGCUACCCUUCCGGUAAAAAAUAAUGACUUGCCUGUCAACUUUUCAUUGCGUAGCCCAGUGCGCCCUCCUGUGGACUCCUAAAAAAUGGUUAUUCACCAACAUAUUCAGUGUUGUAACCAAAUAAUGUCUCAUCAUUUGUUUUACAGAUUAAUCUUAUGUUUUGAGA
Coregonus clupeaformis (lake whitefish) is the source of this 940-nucleotide messenger RNA. RefSeq names its product E3 ubiquitin-protein ligase RNF166-like. The record is from RefSeq and is a predicted model, not a curated record. Gene Ontology annotation, biological process: ubiquitin-dependent protein catabolic process; protein polyubiquitination. Gene Ontology annotation, molecular function: ubiquitin protein ligase activity. NCBI's taxonomy places the organism in Eukaryota, Metazoa, Chordata, Actinopteri, Salmoniformes, Salmonidae. The coding region runs from base 1 to 333 and encodes 110 amino acids. The transcript is spliced from 4 exons.